AGUAAUUACAGAUAUGCCUCAACAACCAGUAGUAAAAAGAAGCACUUACUGUCUCCUUAUGCUGUUUUGGAUCGCUUUACAUGACCGUAGCAAAACCUUUGGUCAAGGACUAGAUAUUGCAUGCAAUGAUUCUCUAGCAACCGUAGAACCUAAGCAAUGUCCAAGGAAUAAAGCCGAGCGAGAUGUUGCCGCAGCUAAGAAGAACUGCGGUAGUCUUAAAAACACUUGUAGAUCUUUUGAAUACCAUUGCGUUAUAAAUGAAUGGAUGAAUGGAACCAUAGACGUAUGUGCGCCAUCAAUGAUUAUACAAAAGGGAAAAUGUGCCGAAUUCAGCACUGGAUUUAAAUCGAUUCGCAUAAAUUUUCUCACUGACUGCAAAAAGUAUGAUCCUCCAUGUCCAGAGUCUUACAACUCGACAGAGGCUUACAAGUAUGAUGGGUGCUAUGAUAUGGCAAUAUUAACGCCACUCCCGACUACCACGUUUCAAAUGACAACGGCAAGUGGUGCAACGGUUAUGGAGAACUCAUCUCUAACGACAGUUAGAGGGGGAAAUGAUAUACCCAAGGAAAGUGAAGCCAAUGUUUCGAUUAUUUUAAUUGUAGUAGUCAUAGUGAUUUUUGUAAUUGUUGUGAUCAUAGCAUCAGUCAUUAUAUUUAAGAUGAAAAGGCGCAGACGGUCUUCAUAUGGAGAUGCCAACGAAUCUGAGGAAGAAAGAGAAGCUUUAUAAAAUUAUAAGUGAUAAAAUCUCCGCUUGCAAGGUUGAUAGAGGAAUGACAAGCUAGUGUACACCAGUGUUUCACAAUAUCAGUUGUUGUAUAGUAAGCCUUCCGCUUAGCAAAUCUUGCCCGAAGUGUUUUGGUAUCUAGAUAUUAAAAUAACAAUAAGAAUUAAUCUUAUAUAUUUAACAUCCCCAAAAAGAGUUAUCUACGUGAACAAUAUGUCAGAUAAAUAUUUCCAAAAGAAUAAUUCUUUCCAAAGUAAACAUUCCCGGCGUAUAACAUCAAAAUCACCCCCGAUGUUUUAAUGUAAAAAUGAUACAAUUUCUGAGAACAUGAAAAUAAUUAAUUGAUAAUCAAUGUAAUACAACAAUACUUUUAUGAUGGAAAUCCGCUGUAUUAAAUGCCGUUCAAAUUAAUUCUAAAUUGAUUUUUAUAGAUUCGAAACGAGGGUUUUGUAUCAGAAUUAAUACCAUAUAUCAUAUUUUGUAUGAUCCAAAUCCAUGAUACCAGUAUCCUUUGUCUUAGAACCGACCCCUUUUCAUUUUUAUUUCAUACUUAACCAUAUUUUAAUACGUUUUUCUCUAUCUAUAUACUUUUUUUCACAACCAAGUAUGUGUUCAUCGAUUUUACUAGUGCGUCUUGGUUUUACAAAUAUGUGCUCAGUGAAUGCCAAACGUGUUCAAUAGAUUUUUAUUCUAUUUAUGAAAAUAUAUUUUACUCAAUUACUUAACCGAAAGAUCGUUUCUUUCUGAAGGAAUUCAUUCGACAUGUGCACUAUUAUACUCCAACAAUUAUUUUUUCAACACAAAUAAGUUAUGAUUUCAACUAAUUCACUGUUUGAUUAAAUAGACAUUUGCAUUUAAAGAUAUGAUUUUCAAUGCAUACAAACACCAGGAAAGUGAGAGAGACUGCAAUUUUCAUUUUAAACAUUAUGUAUUUAAUUAGCUUGCUGCAGCGAGAUUCACAUUUCUUGUCCGGAUCAUAGCAUUGUCUGUAGGCAUUAUGUUAUUAUUGCUCAAACAUAUUUUCAAUUGGUAUUGAAUGUACAAAUGUACUUUAUUUUACACUGGAGUAUAUAUUCAUUUAUUGCGCUAUUAUUCAAGACCAAAGUUUUUGAGUGAAUUAACUGAUAGUGCAUUUAUUAAACAGUGAGGAUAGAUUUUCCCAUAGGCUGACAGACAUUUGUAGUUGCAUUACUCAAUUUGUUUUUAAAAACCGUUGCAGUUAUGAGACUAUAUCUUUCAAAAGCUAAUGAUUCAUUGCUUAAAUAUGCUUAAAUUUUGCUUUUUAUUACAUGUUACACUUAAAAUCUACAAUUGUUAACCAUGUGUUUAUGAUAGGAUAACUGGGAUGUAAUUUACUUUUUCCUCUUACAUGUUUUUGAUAAAAGUAUGAUUUUUUUCCAUGUAAUUUCACAUUUCAUUUUCUAUUCAGGAUAUGCCUCAGAAUGAAUAUUAAGUCUAGGUACAAGUGUUCAUUUUACAUAAGGAGGUAAAACUGCAUUAACAGUACUAUUGUGCACUUAAGUAUUCCAUUAUACUUUUUUAGAAAUAUUUAAAUUUUUCAGCAAAAAGUUUUUUGUAGCAAAAAGUAUGUUUUGUUAUGCAAUUUUUGCAUUAUUACACUGCCAUAACAUUUUUUAAAAAUCCGUCACUUUACGGACAUAAAAUUUUUAUAGAUUGUUUUUCCUUUGUAUGCUUUUUUUUACAACCAAGCACCGGUAUGUGUUCAGCGGUUAUACUAUGUGCGCUUUGGUUUUACAAAUAUGUGUUCAGUGGAUUCCAAACAUGUGUUCAAUAGAUUUUUAUUCUAUUUAUGAAAAUAUAUUUUUCACAAUUAUUUAACUCAAAGAUUGUUUAUUCGACUUGUACAAUAGUACACUUUAACAAUAAUUUCUUUCAACACAAAUAUGUUAUUGAUAGGCAGACAGACAUUUGUAAUUGCAAUGCGCGUUACUCAGUUUGUUUUUAAAUACCAUUGCAGUUAUGAGGCUGUAUCUUUCAAAAGCUAAUGAUUCAUUGCUUAAAUAUGCUUAAAUUUUGCUUUUGUUACAUGUAACACUUAAAAUCUACAUGUAUCUAUUAUGACCCAAGCUAAUUUUGUUCUUGCUUAAUAUUUGUUAAUGAUAGGAUAACUGGGAUGUAGUUUACAUGUACUUUUUCCCUUUACAUGUUUUUAAUAAAAGUCUGAUUUUUUUCCCACGUAAUUUCACAUUUCAUUUUCUAUUGAGGAUAUGCCUCAAAAUGAAGAUUAAGGACAGAUGAUACAAACAAAAAAUGCAUGCCUCGGUUGGUAUAUAUUUUUUGGCCUAAUUUCAUUAAAAAUUAUGCAAAUAAUAAAUUUCUAGAAUAUAAAGAAUUUGUAAACCUUCUGUGAUGUUCCAAAUUCAGCCUCUCUG
Saccostrea cuccullata (small rock oyster) is the source of this 3117-nucleotide messenger RNA. RefSeq lists its product as uncharacterized. The transcript is spliced from 6 exons. The record is from RefSeq and is a predicted model, not a curated record. Lineage: Eukaryota; Metazoa; Mollusca; Bivalvia; Ostreida; Ostreidae. The coding region runs from base 14 to 727 and encodes 237 amino acids.